CUCUCUCCCCGCUCCGGAGCGUUCUGCUCUCACCUUAAACCAGAGCCGAGAGGAUGAGCGGAUCCGGGUUUGGUGUUCCUCCGCCGCGGUUCCUACUCCUCCAUGCCUCCUCCGCCUAAAACAAGUCCACUUGUUCGGAUGUUUCCCCUCCGAGCGGCUUCUGGGAGAGAAUGCGUCUUCUCGUUUUUGCGACUUUAUUCGGAGUCUUUCUUGACGCAGGAGAUGCCCUUCAGAUCCAGUGCUACCAGUGCGAGGAGAUGAAGCACAAUGACUGCUCCACACCGGAGUACAUCGUCAACUGCACCGUCAACGUCCAGGACAUGUGUCAGAAGGAGGUGCUGGUCAAACCCGACGGUAUCCAUUAUCGGAAGUCGUGCGCCUCCUCUGGAGCUUGCCUCAUCGCCUCCUCGGGGUACCAGCAGUUCUGCACCGGCAGGUUGAACUCCGUCUGCAUCUCCUGCUGCAACACGCCGCUCUGCAACGGGCCCAGGAGGAAGCGACCCGCCCCGUCUGCAGCCACGUCAAGCCUGCAGGCCAGCUCACCGCUUCUCCUCGUCCUGACCUUCUUCCCGCCGCUGCUGACCCUCCUCCCUGUGACGUAGACGGAGGAUGCCCUCACCGCUCUGCUGUUGACGUGGAGCUCCGACCCGCGAUCACAGCUGUGGAGCAGAUUUGGACACGGCGGCGGCUUUGUACCUCCUCAGCAUCAUGACAAACUGUUGAUGUGAUUGAUUGACCACCGUGACCUCGAAGAAUGACACUGGAAGCCUGGAGAAAAAGACAGUUUGAGAAGCGUUCCUGAAGGGCGCGCCGCUCUGCAGCCGGUGGGGGGGGGGGGGGGGGGGGACAUCUCUACAUUUCUUUGCUCUUUUUUUGUGAAGUGAAGCGUUUCGUCAGGAGCCUGCUCUGAAGUUCUUUUUCGGGUUAUUACACGCUGUAAAAGAUGCCGGUAACAGUCUAGAUGGAAAAUGAUAUUUUUGAGCUUUGAUUUUGUCGGCUUUCAGUGACAGUUCUCCUUCUCGUUGAUGCUGAUGUUUAUGUUGCUCUGGAUGAUGCACAUUUUGUAUUUAACACAACAGUAUUCAGAUCAUCUUCAUAGAUUUUGCAAAAGAAGGCACUUUGAGUGAGACGAGAGUUGAUUUAGAGCCGCUCUGAGGCCUCUUUACUGCAGAUUUCCCCCCAUAUAUUUUUGCAGAUUUUCCACAGCGGCACAGCAUCGUACGAUGAGAGGAUGAUUCUAGGUUACAUAGAGCUGAAUGUAUCCAUUAUAGACAUUAGUAAGACACUUUUUUCCUUCGUUUAGAAAGGAGACACUGAGCUUUAAUUGGAAACAAACGAUAAAAUCAAUUUCUUACACAUAGAGACAGUGCAGUGUGAGAUCAAGCUAUGAGCACAAAUACAUCAGGUUGUGUCUGCCAUAUUCCCCUUUAAGUUCAAGUCCCUUUAUAGCUUUACAUUGAAAAAGAUGUCCAAACUGUAUCACUGCAUGGAGCCUCUGCUGAAGACCAAAUACUAAAUGUUCUAAACCGCACCAAUGAAAGUACAUUUGACUCCCUGGAUGAGUCAUAUAUUGAUUUUGUUGGGUUUAUUCAUCUGGGCGUUAUUUAUUUUCAAAUCGAGCGAACAACAAAGCAGAGAUUCUGAGGCCAAAAAUGUGCUUUAGGUUCCAACCAAUCAGGAGUGCCCGUUUAAGAAAAUGCUUGAAUAUGUAAAUGGCUGUUGUUCACCGGUUCUUCUUUGUUUGGGAAAGUCGUGCGGCCGCUCUGUUUCCAAGAGGGAAACGGACCAUCCGAUCAUCCGAUCAAUGUUCAUGACAGUUCUUCUGACCGGUCUUCUGUGAAGAGUGACGCUGUAUUCUGCUCAUAUGUGGUGUAAAUAAAUGUUCUGGGAAAAAAAAAAAAAAAACAGACUUGUUCAAGUGGCUGGACGGCAUGUUUUCUCCUCCGUUUGUCUCGCGGCAGCUCCUCGUAAAGAGGUAAAAGCGUCCACUGGAACUUAGGGAUGAACUGAUGAGAAGUUGUAGGUCAAAGGUCACGUUUGCUGUGAUUGUUUUUUAGGUCAUAGCAUCUUUUUUUUAAUGCAAUUAGGACACAAUUCACAUGAAAGUCACAUGAAAACUUCUGUUCGGAUAAAAUAAUGAAGUGAAAAUAUUGUUUUGCCUCAAGGGCAAAGAUCAUUUCCACUAUGACUUCUUCAUAUAAACCAGAUUCCUGUCUUAUGAAUAUCUCAGGAACGCCUCGACACAAUGUUUUCAGAUUUCCGCGCCAACAUCGACUGAAACCCAAUGAUGAGCUCACUGAAGUGUGGUGGUGAAAAUUCAAAGGUCAGGGUAACCGUCACAUGCUCAAAAAUGCAAUAUCUCAGCGGUCACCGGGAGAGAAUCCUCUUAAAUGUGGAUCAGAUUUCUGCUGCAUUAUGGGAGCAGUGGAUGAUACGCCGUGUGCUAGAAACGCCCUACAAGUUCUGCAGAAUCUGUAAAUAGAGGCGAACAACCACGAGUCUCCAGCUGUGACAUUUUCUGCUGACUUGCUGAUGAAAAGACUCUCUGGGUUAAUCUAGCAAUUUACUGGCAUGAAUUGAUUGGUAAGUAUCCCAAUUAACACGUCCCACACGAUUUGAAGGACUUAAUUAGGAGCCUUUAAAGUUAACUUUGAGCAUUAGCUCCUUUACAGGAAGUUGGUACGCCAGGAAAAAAAAGUCUCAGAGCGGGUGUUUAAAACACAAGAAACUGAAGAUGACCCGGCAAAAAAACGGAAAGAAUUGUGUCUGCAACAGCCUCCACAUGCAGCCACUAAACCUGUCUUUGUAACAUUAGAAAUCCCCUCAGAUAUCCAUGGAGAACUUUGUGGGGUUUGGAGGAAGGCGCUGACUUUCCUCGACUCUCUGAGAAAUGAAAUCCUCCUCGGCUGGCGGUCCCUGGAAGGAAGCCCCCCGUGUCUUUAACCUUCACGCAGUCAGACCGAGGACGAAGUGGAACCAAUGUUUUAUUAAAUUAGCUCCAUUUCAGGAUGCUGCCGUCACUCAAUUACUCGUCUAUUGAUUUGUUUGUGCAGAGUGCAGCCUCUGUGGUUUUUAAAUGAGGAUGCACAUACGUUCAUUCCUGCAGUCUUUCAGUCGUAAAGCAUCCAAAUACACGAGAACGCCCGAGUCUACCUGUGUGCAAGUUCCAUUAAUAAACUCUGAGACUGAUGAAGGAAACAGAGGAUUAAUGGUUAGUGAGAGUAUGUGAAGAAUACAGAUCAAACAUAAUCCACUCUGAAGUACACCUGGAGUAUAAUGACUGAUUUUGUCUUGUGGUGAACACUCUGCUAAAAGCCAGCUUCAUCAGCAAAGACAAGAUGUGAGAAAAUGUACAAAGAUUCAAACUCUGAUACUCAGAGUGACAUUAUUUCUUGUAAUGCUGAAGAUAUAGAAAGACUGGCGAUCAACGUAAACUUUAAUUGUUGGUUUUAUUCUAAAUAUUCUGAUUUUUUGGUAGGCGAAGGAGAAAAAUGUCAACCGAACCGUGAAGAUAUCAGACGACUUUGAUGUUUUAAACGCUGCUGUUUAGCCGCUUCCUGCAGUGUGAAGCGCCCGUAUGACUGAGCAUCAUUAACCGUGGACACAGAGGAGGAGGAGGAUGAAGGUGUGGGGAUCACAGAGUUGCCGACAUCAGAUCCUGCGGGAUUAAGAAGCAGCAAAAAAACUGCAGAUUAUUAAAAAUAAUAAGGCCCACCUCUGCUUUGCUCUAAUGACUUGCGUGCAAACACUGACUGCAAAUACUCGAGUUGAUGAGAGACCCCGACUCGUCUGCUUUGUU
Molecule: messenger RNA, 3799 nt
Organism: Labrus mixtus (cuckoo wrasse)
Lineage: Eukaryota; Metazoa; Chordata; Actinopteri; Labriformes; Labridae
Product: ly6/PLAUR domain-containing protein 1-like
Exons: 4
Coding region: 171-602 (143 amino acids)
Biological process (GO): acetylcholine receptor signaling pathway
Molecular function (GO): acetylcholine receptor inhibitor activity
Source: RefSeq, a predicted model, not a curated record